AUGAAAUAUGCCUCCAGCCCGAAGGCCUGGCAGCGGGUGAGAAGUCAGGGUCUCCCUGAGACGCUGGUGCGCACAGAAACCAAAAACAUAGAGGUAAAACGAGUCCAGGCUGGAAGGUACUUGCUGGAGGAUGUUCCCGAAGACGCCAUCAUGAAGGUCACCGUGACAGGACUCCAGAGGCAGGACGAGGGGCUGUACCAGUGUGUGGUCAACAUCUCUCCUCAGGACCUUAUCAUCCUGUACACUCGAAUUCGUCUGGUUCACUGCAGUGGUGAGCAGCAGGGAACCCUGUCCUGGGAAGGGGCUUGCUGA
This is a messenger RNA of Chrysochloris asiatica (Cape golden mole), 312 nucleotides long. RefSeq names its product triggering receptor expressed on myeloid cells 1-like. NCBI's taxonomy places the organism in Eukaryota, Metazoa, Chordata, Mammalia, Afrosoricida, Chrysochloridae. Gene Ontology annotation, biological process: neutrophil chemotaxis; cytokine production involved in immune response; neutrophil-mediated killing of gram-negative bacterium. The coding region runs from base 1 to 312 and encodes 103 amino acids. The record is from RefSeq and is a predicted model, not a curated record. The transcript has a single exon.